AUGAUUUACCCCAAGACUAUCUUUCAGAGUGCCAUUGCGCUUUCAACUGUAGCUGCAUCCACCAAAGUUGAUGUAGUGCGUCAGAAUAACCCAACUCACGGAGUCAAACAUGACAAGGGCGGACGUUACAUUGACACGACUGACUCGUACGGAACUACCUCGACUAGUGUGCUAUCCUCGACUGCGUACGCUGCGAAAAAUCAGACGGAUAAUAAGUUGCGCAAAGUUACAUCUCCAGACAGCGUAGGUGUCAAGUUUUCUUACGCUAGUCCAACAAACGCAAACAAUAUUGGACACAUUGCGGCAGUAGGUCAUUCUUUGUCGCCAAGGACUCUUGACCACGUAGUUGGCAAGAAGGGUGCUCAGAAAGACGUGAAUCUGGGACCUGGUGUCUCCAAAAGUGAUGUAAAGAAAGGCGACAAUAAUACCAUAGGUGUCAAAAGUAAAUACAGCGUGAAUGCCAUAUAG
Molecule: messenger RNA, 468 nt
Organism: Peronospora belbahrii
Lineage: Eukaryota; Oomycota; Peronosporomycetes; Peronosporales; Peronosporaceae
Source: the annotation of a GenBank genome assembly